Molecule: messenger RNA, 1602 nt
Organism: Closterium sp. NIES-65
Lineage: Eukaryota; Viridiplantae; Streptophyta; Zygnematophyceae; Desmidiales; Closteriaceae
Source: the annotation of a GenBank genome assembly
AUGACCAUUCACCCAUGUCACUUCACACAUGCCCAUUCACCCAUGUCUCUUCACACAUGCCCUUUCACCCAUGUCCCUUCACACAUGCCCAUUCGCGCAUGCCAUUCGCGCAUGCCCAUUCGCACAUGUCCCUUCACAUAUUCCCCUUCACUCGUGCCCAUCACCAUCUUCCGUCACCAACCACCACCGCACACCACCACCCACCACCACACACCACCACCCACCACCACCGUGCAGGUAUCUGCCUUCACUCACAUCAUUGACACCCAUCCGAUCCUCAAGAUGCACCCGUCCUCUUCCACACCUGUUACCAGCGUGACAUCACCACUUCUCUCGACAGUUCUUUCAGUGACUUCUCCAUUGAACAAGCACGAGGGGGAGAGGGGAGAUGGUAGGGUAGUGGAGCAAGCACGAGGGGGAGAGGGGGAGAGGGUAGAGGCUAAAGCAAGAGUGGGGGAGAUGGUGGAGAACCAUGAGUUAAACCGAGACAGCUACAAUCAGUUUGGGUUGACACAGCUGUCCCCUGACCUCCCCGGUUUUCCUUCCCGCCCCGCAAUUCCCCUUUCCGCCUCCCCGUUUCCCCUCCCCGCACCCCGUAUCCCCUUCCCGCCACCCCAAUUCCACUUUCCGCCACCACUUUUCCCCUCCCCGUCUCCCGAUUACCCCUUCCCGCCUCCCCGGUUUUCCUUCCCGCCCAACAAUUCCCCUUUCCGCCUCCCCGUUUCCCCUUCCCGUACCCCGUAUCCCCUUCCCGCCUCCCAAAAUCCCCUCUCCGCCACCCCUUUUCCCCACCUCGUGUCCCCAUUACCCCUUAUCGCCUCCCCGGUUUCCCUUCCCGCCCCGCAAUUCCCCUUUCUGCCUCCCCGUUUCCCAUUCCCGCUCACCGUUUCCUCUUCCCCCAUUCGCGUUCCCCUCCCCGCUCCCCAUUACCCCUCCCCACCUCUCCGUUACCCCUUCCCACCUUCUUCAUUCCCCUUCAAGCUCCCCAUUACCCCUCCCCGCCUCCCGGUUUCUCCUUCUCGCCGCCUCAAUACCGGUUCCAGCCUCCUCGUUUCCCCUAGCCGCCUCCCCGUUUCCCCUUCCCGCUCCCUGUUUCCCCUUCCCGCUCCCCGUUUCCCCUUCCCGCUCCCCGUUUCCCCUUCCCGCUCCCCGUUUCCCCUUCCCGCUCCCCGUUUCCCCUUCCCGCUCCCCGUUUCCCCUUCCCACCUCCCCGUUUCCCCUUCCCGCUCCCCGUUUCCCCUGCCCGCUCCCCGUUUCCCCUUCCCGCUCCCCGUUUCCCCUUCCCGCUCCCCGUUUAGCCUUCCCGCUCCCCGUUUCCCCUUCCCACCUCCCCGUUUCCCCUUCCCGCUCCCCGUUUCCCCUUCCCGCUCCCCGUUUCCCCUUCCCGCUCCCCGUUUCCCCUUCCCGCUCCCCGUUUCCCCUACCCGCUCCCUGUUUCCCCUACCCGCUCCCCGUUUCCCCUUCCCGCUCCCCGUUUCCCCUUCCCACCUCCCCGUUUCCCCUUCCCACCUCCCCGUUUCCCCCUCUUGGCUCCUAAUUUCCCUCAUUGCCUCCCGUCUAUCCCCACCCAACCCACCCAUCUCCAUUUCCCCUCUGUCCUGA